CCUUUCCAAGAUUAUCUCUGCUUCGAUAUGAUUGAGAAGGAGGCAAAUCAAGCACCGGUGAGUUGUGAAGCCAUAGAAGCCGAGAGUACCGUGCAGGAAAAAGUAUACAUAGGGGUGAGGAAGAGACCUUGGGGGAAAUUUGCAGCAGAGAUCAGAGACACGACCAGGAAUGGGACCAGAGUUUGGCUGGGAACGUUCGAGACUGCGGAGGAGGCUGCUCUAGCUUAUGACCAAGCUGCAUUCACCAUGAGAGGCCACAACGCCGUUCUUAAUUUUCCUGUGGAAAAGGUGAAGGAGUCUCUGCAACACAUCAAGUAUGGCUGUCCCAAAGGGUGUUCGCCUGCUUUGGCCCUCAAAGAGAGGCACUACAUCCAAAGAAAACUCUCGUCAAGGGCAAAGAAAGACAAAGCCAAACAGCAAUCAGAGGUGGUGGUGCUGGAGGACUUGGGUGUAGAGUAUCUGGAGCAACUUCUCAGUAUAUCUGAUCAAACUACAAGCUAG
This is a messenger RNA of Neltuma alba, 501 nucleotides long. Its product is annotated as ethylene-responsive transcription factor 1B-like. The record is from RefSeq and is a predicted model, not a curated record. The transcript has a single exon. The coding region runs from base 28 to 501 and encodes 157 amino acids. Lineage: Eukaryota; Viridiplantae; Streptophyta; Magnoliopsida; Fabales; Fabaceae. Gene Ontology annotation, molecular function: DNA binding; DNA-binding transcription factor activity. Gene Ontology annotation, biological process: regulation of DNA-templated transcription; ethylene-activated signaling pathway.